This is a messenger RNA of Limulus polyphemus (Atlantic horseshoe crab), 804 nucleotides long. RefSeq lists its product as uncharacterized. The record is from RefSeq and is a predicted model, not a curated record. The transcript has 5 exons. The coding region runs from base 106 to 498 and encodes 130 amino acids. Lineage: Eukaryota; Metazoa; Arthropoda; Merostomata; Xiphosura; Limulidae.
UCGAGAACUUCAGCGCACUACGGACUGUCCGUCUGUCUGUUAUCAAGUUGUAUAUCACAAGCAACUCUCUACACCAUCCUUGUUAUCAGGACACAUUACCACAAAAUGUUCUUGAGUCGACUUAGUCUUGGCCUGCUGUUCCUUCUUGUCACCAUGGCACUCGUAGAAGCCCUCGAUUGUAGGAAAUUCGUAUUCGCGCCGAUGUGCCGUGGUAUCAGUGCGAAGCGAUCUGGACGGUCCCAACAUCAAUCAAGUAACGAUUUCGAGGACUUGGACCUUACCGAUCUCAGUAGAACACCCGACUCUACAGUGGACUGGGACGACUCUGAUAUUGAUAUUACUGAGGUAUACAGCUUAAUGAAAAAACUUGCAGAUAAAAUCAAGAAACACAUCCAAUCCAGACAAGCCGACAAUGGUGAGAGAAAUCCUCUACCAAAUGGAAGACCUUUUCCAUUAACAUCAAAGGACAACGUCGAUUGGUUUUUGAAGUUUCAGUAACUUAUGGUAAAGAUGCACGAUUUGUUUGCUUCGUACGAAUCAAACAAUGUUUUAGUCUUACUUUUUUAGAAAUCCUCAGAUGUGUUAAGCUAGAUAUUUAUAAUUAAAAAUAUAUAAUAUUGUUUAUCCAAAGAAAACUAUUAUGUUAUUUUCUUCAGUUGACGUAGAUUUCGGGUUACGUACUUUAGUACUUUUAUUGAAAAUAUAAAUAAUUUUUACUUGUUAACGAUGAAACUAAAUAUUCCGUGUUCUUUGUAACAAUUGAUGUUGGAGAAUAAAGUAGACAUUUUCUGUGUAUGAAACGUU